GCUGAUCCGUCACGUGGUCUGAUGUCGUGGGUCACCCUUUUGCAAAAUGGAGUUGUCUGAGUCUGUGCAGAGAGGGCUACAGUCUUUAGCAGACCAGUCCGUCUUCGACCACGGCAGCUUCCAGGUGCUGGUCGACGUGUCUUUCCGAAGUCUGCUCUCCUCUCACGGCGACCCCACAGUCCUCGGUCAGCCCGAGUUUAAGCAGAUAGACCAAAUCCUGCUGAAGCAGAGCCACACAGCUGCCGUCACCUUCAUACUGGAGGCGGUCAAACAAAACGCAGACCAGUCCACGAUAAGUUCCAGCCUUGAAGAGCUCACAUUCAGCGCAGAGAGAACAGAAAUAUUCUACAGCGCAUACCAGAAACAUAAAAAAGAUUUGGAGCGUCUUUUAGCAAGCAUAGGAAGGGGUCUACCUCACAUUACCGACGCUUCGUGGCGCCUAGAGUACCACAUGAAGAACGGGCAGGUGGAUAAAGUCAAUGAUCCUUUCUAUUUGAUAUCACUGAACACCGAGAAUGAAGGAUCCUCAGAGGACAUCAACUUUACUUGCACAGUGGAGCAGCUCCAGGAUUUGGUGGGGAAGUUGAAAGACGCUGCCAAGACUAUGGAGAAAGCCAGUCAGAUGUGAAGCUUAUGUCCACUUUCGUCCCCUUUAUACCUGCCACUGAUGUGUCACGUUUGACUGUUAUCAACCCAACAAAUGUAUUUGAAAGAAAAAUAAAAUAAAUAAAAUCUUUGUUCUUUGA
Molecule: messenger RNA, 746 nt
Organism: Oreochromis niloticus (Nile tilapia)
Lineage: Eukaryota; Metazoa; Chordata; Actinopteri; Cichliformes; Cichlidae
Gene: commd3
Product: COMM domain containing 3
Exons: 8
Coding region: 47-628 (193 amino acids)
Biological process (GO): sodium ion transport
Source: RefSeq, a predicted model, not a curated record